Messenger RNA from Echinops telfairi (small Madagascar hedgehog), 957 nucleotides. It is a transcript of the gene PRPS1L1, whose product is annotated as phosphoribosyl pyrophosphate synthetase 1 like 1. Gene Ontology annotation, cellular component: ribose phosphate diphosphokinase complex; cytoplasm. Gene Ontology annotation, biological process: ribonucleoside monophosphate biosynthetic process; 5-phosphoribose 1-diphosphate biosynthetic process; purine nucleotide biosynthetic process. The transcript has a single exon. Gene Ontology annotation, molecular function: ribose phosphate diphosphokinase activity; magnesium ion binding; ATP binding. The coding region runs from base 1 to 957 and encodes 318 amino acids. NCBI's taxonomy places the organism in Eukaryota, Metazoa, Chordata, Mammalia, Afrosoricida, Tenrecidae. The record is from RefSeq and is a predicted model, not a curated record.
AUGCCGAAUAUCAAAAUCUUUAGCGGCAGCUCCCACCAAGACUUAUCCCAGAAAAUUGCUGACCGCCUGGGCCUGGAGCUAGGUAAGGUGGUGACUAAGAAAUUCAGCAACCAGGAGACCAGCGUGGAAAUCGGCGAGAGUGUGCGUGGAGAGGAUGUGUACAUCGUGCAGAGCGGCUGCGGGGAAAUCAACGACAACCUAAUGGAGCUUCUGAUUAUGAUCAAUGCGUGCAAGAUCGCUUCGGCCAGCCGCGUCACUGCCGUGAUCCCCUGCUUCCCCUACGCCCGGCAGGACAAGAAGGAUAAGAGCCGGGCCCCGAUCACCGCCAAGCUUGUUGCAAAUAUGCUGUCGAUCGCAGGCGCGGAUCACAUCAUCACGAUGGACCUGCAUGCUUCCCAGAUUCAGGGCUUUUUUGACAUCCCAGUGGAUAAUCUGUAUGCCGAGCCAGCCGUCCUGAAGUGGAUCAUGGAGAAUAUUGCUGAGUGGAGAAACUGCACGGUCGUCUCACCCGAUGCUGGUGGAGCUAAGCGAGUGACCUCCAUUGCAGACCGACUGAAUGUGGACUUCGCCUUGAUCCACAAAGAACGGCAGAAGGCCAAUGAAGUGGAUCGCAUGGUGCUAGUGGGAGACGUGAAAGACCGAGCGGCCAUCCUCGUGGACGACAUGGCAGACACGUGCGGCACCAUCUGUCAUGCCGCUGACAAACUCCUCUCUGCUGGAGCCACCAGCGUAUGUGCAAUCUUGACUCACGGGAUCUUCUCUGGCCCCGCCAUCCACCGCAUCAACAAUGCGUGCUUUGAAGCAGUGGUUGUCACCAACACCAUACCUCAGGAUGAUAAGAUGAAGCAGUGCCCCAAAAUACAGGUGAUCGACAUCUCCAUGAUCGUUGCGGAAGCCAUCAGGCGAACUCACAAUGGGGAAUCUGUUUCUUACCUGUUCAGCCAUGUCCCUUUAUGA